Molecule: messenger RNA, 2892 nt
Organism: Chinchilla lanigera (long-tailed chinchilla)
Lineage: Eukaryota; Metazoa; Chordata; Mammalia; Rodentia; Chinchillidae
Gene: Emp2
Product: epithelial membrane protein 2
Exons: 5
Coding region: 331-834 (167 amino acids)
Cellular component (GO): plasma membrane
Source: RefSeq, a predicted model, not a curated record
CGGGCGGGCGCUGGGGGCGCUCUUGGCGCUUGGCCUUUCUCUCCAGGGUCCCCCACCGCCUCCUGCGGUCCCUCCCCCGGCUCGGGCUCCUGACAUCACGGCCCGGGAGGCGGGCUCGGGAAGGAGGGAGCUGUGGGGAGGAGGCUCCGCGCCGCCGCCAGGGAGGAGGGAGGGCGCGCAGUCCCGGCCCAGAGCUUCAAAACAGCCCGGCGGCCUCGCCUCGCGCCCAGCCCGUGCAUCUGUCUGUCCAGCCGCCCGCGCCGCCGACUGCGCCCGCACAUCCUUCUCUGGGCUUCAGCGUGACCCCUCGGCCCGCCCUGCUCUGUGAACAUGUUGGUGCUUCUUUUCUUCAUCAUUGCCUUCCACAUCACCUCUGCAGCACUGUUAUUCAUUGCUACCAUCGACAAUGCAUGGUGGGUAGGAGAAGACUUUUUUGCAGAUGUCUGGAGGGUAUGCGUCAACACCACGAACUGCACAGAAAUCGGUGAACACUUUGCAGAUUACUCCACGCUGCAGGCAGUGCAGGCCUCCAUGAUCCUCUCCACCAUCCUCUGCUGCAUCGCCUUCUUCAUCUUCCUUCUGCAGCUCUUCCGCCUCAAGCAGGGCGAGAGGUUCGUCCUGACCGCCAUCAUCCAGCUCAUGGCAUGUCUGUGUGUCAUGAUCGGUGCCUCCAUUUAUACCGACCGCCGCCAAGACGUUCACAGCAAUAACUACCACUUCUACCACCUGACCUCAGAAGGCAGAUACGGCUACUCGUUCAUCCUGGCCUGGGUGUCCUUCGCCUUCACCCUGGUCAGCAGCCUCAUGUACACGAUCCUGCGGAAGCGCAAAUAGAGCUGGGGCGCCGGGGCCUGCAACACAGAAUCCGCACCAGAUAACCAUUUUGUAUAUAAUCAUUUUUUGUGGUUUUCCUAGCAAACGUAUUGUUUCCUUUAGAAUCCAAAAGGAAAAAAAAAGUGGAGAGAGAAAGAGGAGUUUUUGCAUUUUUGAGAUCAGAGAAUAGGCUGGUAUUCAGAACUCCUGCCCACCCGAAAGUCUCAGCAAGACAAAGGCACAAUCCAGAGAGCGCUGGGCAGGACAUUUCUUAACCUUGGGGCUGGGGAGAGGGUGACGGGAGAAGGCGAGUUCUCUGGGAGGUGUUUCCUGUAGAGUGUGGCCUCACCUCUCCAUUCCCCUCCUCAGCUUCCCUUCCUGAAGCUCUGUCCAAGGCGGAAGGUGUGGUGAGAAGGGACCCGGGUGAGGUACCGCAGUGUCCUCAGAUGCUGAGCCCAAGUUCAUUGAGAACCAGGGGAGGGCAGUCCCUGAUGUCUUGUCUGCAAGGGAGCCAGAGCCUGCGCCCUCCUGCGGUGGGGUAGGGCGGCCACCCGGAUUUGCUGUCCACGUCUCUUGCUUGCCUUGGGGACAGUGAUCCUCCACAUGGCUGUCAGACUGAGGCAAAGAAUCUCCACAACUGAUUCCUUAGAGCAUCUUUUAAAAUGCAGACUCUAGGUCCACUCCCCAGACCCUCAGCAUAGGUCUUCAAGGGAUGGUCCUGGGAAUCUGCAUUCCUAACAAGCUCCUUGGAAGAUGCUGGGAUGCACUAGAAUUGGGCACCACAAGCCCCAAGCCAGGUGAGCAGGCUACUAGCAGACUUGUGUUGAGAAGGCCCCACUCCCAGCCAUACUUUGGCCUCCAUCGACUCCCGGUUCUCGCUGCCUCUUCCACAGCUGUUUACAUCUGGGCCACCCAUGCUGCACACCCAGGCAUGUGUCCCAGUGGCCCCACACCUCUCCCAGGCCUCUUCCUUCUCUUCCUGCCCGCACCCUAUGCCUGGCUGCCUCUGCUAACCCCUAUUUCUGCAGCCCCAGACGACCAUGCAGCAUUCAUUCAUUCAUUCAUUCACUCAUUCGUUCAUUCAUCAACAUAGAUCCCAGCAGACUUGUCCGCGAUGCCCUCCCAAGACAAUCUCUGUCCUCAUGAGGCUCGGUCUAGUAGAGGAGACAGACCAGUUAGGUAACUGAUUACAAACUCAGGUGGAGCUACAGAGGGCACAACUGAGGAUUCAAAACAGGCCCUGAGGAUGGAAGGAGCUGCUUUAUGCGCAGCUGUUUUUAAAUGCUCCAAGGCAUUAGACCCACCUAAAUAUAGCUCCAGUCCAUUCAGACAGGUGGCAUUUGUUGGGCAGCGCCUGCAUGUAUUGUACCCAGAGAACAUUCUGUGGAAGACCCCCUGGACCCCACAGCAAAUGAGGCAAAAGAGGAUCCCCAGAGGCAGGGUUCUGGGCACCAGAACCACGCAGGAGAGUAUCUGGUGUGGCAGGACCUGCGCCCAAAGUACCCUCCACACUGUCUCCCCAGGUGGGCGCUCUGUGAUGCCCUCACACCACAGUGGAAACAAGCUAAACGUCUUGGAACCUAACUCCCAAACAGUGUGUGGAUUCCCUUCACAAAAAACCCUCAGGGCUGCAAGCUGUCUGCGUCCCUACAAUCCAGAAUGACCUCAGGGGUUUUCCCAGCUGGCUGCCCCUGGGUCUGACAUUCAGGGCCCACAUCCAUCUGUGACGCGCAGUUUGGGGAACGCAAGAGAUGCCUCUUCCCUGCUGUGUGUCGUGCAUUUGGGAAGGUGGAGAGUUGAUGAUGUCGGGGAGAAAAUACCCAUCCAUCCUCCCUGUAGGUAGGAUCAGCCCUCGUUUGGUGCUUAUCAUCAGCUAUUCGAGAACAACUACCAAACUAGCUAAGACAUCCAAGAAGCAAAUAUUUGGACCAAAUUUAUAACUGUGUUGAAGGAACUGUAGUUUGCGCAUCUUACGACAUUUUUAUAAAGUACUGUAAUUCUUUCAUGGGGGGGCCAUGUGAUGGAGGCAGACUAACUUGUUUUGUUAUUUGCAUUAAAAUUAUUUUGGGUCUCUGUUCA